This is a messenger RNA of Aspergillus brunneoviolaceus CBS 621.78, 832 nucleotides long. RefSeq lists its product as uncharacterized. Lineage: Eukaryota; Fungi; Ascomycota; Eurotiomycetes; Eurotiales; Aspergillaceae. The record is from RefSeq and is a predicted model, not a curated record. The coding region runs from base 245 to 832 and encodes 195 amino acids. The transcript is spliced from 2 exons.
CCCUAAUCUGUUUCUUGACCAAAUUCCGGAGCGAAGCCCGUUUCGAGCCAUCUCAAGUCCUGCAGGAUCGUCGGACCUUCGAGAGAGGGAUUUGUAGUUCCUGACAAAUUUCAGAUCCCAGUUAAUAAUGCGCGGAGACCAUGUCGGCACCUUGAGUAUCAGCCUCAUGUUGCUGUAUAUAAAGAUGGUUCAAUGCGAUGAAUGAGCAGUCGACAAGUUGCUGGAGCAUUCCUCGCGGUUCAAGAUGCAAUUCACCUCGGCCAUUCUCCUGAUUGCUGGCUUGUGCACCUCGGUGCAUAGCCAGGGCUUUGCGGACGAUUGCACCGAUAUCUAUCUCCUGGAAAAUUGGCUGGUGGGCACUUGUCCGACCAGCGACGGGAGUGGAACUAUCACCAGUAGUGUCUAUCUCCCCAACAAGAUCACCAACAGCGAAGCCACGCUAGCGGAGCACAUCGCCAACUACGAUGGACAUCUGCUCUCCAACCUGACCGGCAGUGUCACCUCCAUCCCGGCCGACUCGUCCUGGCCGAUCCCCUCCGACUUCGAGGUGCAGCUGCAGGUCUCCAGCCUGAACAACAACUGCUCGACGAUCGGGGGGUAUCUGACUCUCAACGAUCCGCAGGCCUGCUACUAUCUCAACCUGGGGGUGGAGUACUACUGGUACGCGGCGACGACGGUCAACAACCUGGGGUGGAAGAUUGUGGCGUACCACGACAGCACGUGCAGCGGGGAGGCCGUGGGCACGUUUACGCCGGAGAAUGUCGACACUUGCCUCACCUUUGAGGAUGGAGUCUCCGGCUUUGCCGUCAUUCCGCUGUGGAAUGCCGACUGA